UCGCGCAGAAACCAGAUUUACAAUUUAACUUAUUUUGUCAAACUAACUGUUAGUCAAAGUAUUUAACCUACAUUAUAAAAAUGAACACCUUCAUGAAAAUUUGCUUGAUGGUUUUUGUUGUAGCUGUUCUCACUGCAUGCUCAGACGCACAAUAUAAUAACUACAAUGGUCCUGCAAGAGGUGGCCGUGGUUACGGAGGUGGACGUGGAUAUGGAGGUGGACGUGGAUAUGGAGGAAGACCUGUAAAUCAAGGAAAUCAAGGUGGAGAUACAUCUCAAGGUAGCAGUCAAGAUGGCUACAAUGUAAACUAUGGUCAAGGAAAUCUUAAUAACAAUCAGAGAAAUCAAGCAUCGCAACAAGGCAUUCAACGAAACAGAAAUGGAGGAUACUCUUAAUUAGAGGAUAACAUUCCAAACAUUCAAAAGAUAAAACCAAUGCUAUAGUACAUAAAUAAAACUCUUUAUAAAAAUAUA
Molecule: messenger RNA, 473 nt
Organism: Parasteatoda tepidariorum (common house spider)
Lineage: Eukaryota; Metazoa; Arthropoda; Arachnida; Araneae; Theridiidae
Source: RefSeq, a predicted model, not a curated record